Sinocyclocheilus anshuiensis is the source of this 3975-nucleotide messenger RNA. RefSeq names its product nesprin-3-like. The transcript is spliced from 18 exons. Gene Ontology annotation, biological process: nuclear migration. Gene Ontology annotation, molecular function: actin filament binding. Lineage: Eukaryota; Metazoa; Chordata; Actinopteri; Cypriniformes; Cyprinidae. The record is from RefSeq and is a predicted model, not a curated record. Bases 123 to 3452 code for a protein of 1109 amino acids. Gene Ontology annotation, cellular component: nuclear outer membrane; cytoplasm; meiotic nuclear membrane microtubule tethering complex.
GGUCUGCAUUCAUUGACUUCCUGACGGAUCACUGUAACUUUGUAGCUCGAGGAGCAACUUAAGGUCAUUUAUUAUCAUAAAUACUCACAUCAGAUGCACAUAUAUCCGUCAGCCUUAACCUAAUGACCCAGCAAGAGCAGGAUGAGUUCAGGGAAAGUUUGGCGGAAGCCCUGUCCUGGAUGCAGGCCGUCCAGGAGAAACUUAAACAAAAUGAUAACACCCAAGGACCCAGAUCAGCGCUGGAGGUCAGACUCCGAGAGACAGAGAAAAUUCAUAGCUCAGAGCCCGAAGGCCAUGUGAAGAUGGACAGGGUGUUGGUGGCUUCUGAAGCUCUGCUUCGAAAUGGAGAUGAAGAGAUGAAGAAUCAGACUCUUUCGAAACUCAAAGAUAUAAAAGCACUCUGGGAGGAGACGUUAACCUACAUCAUUCAUUGUCACAGUCGUAUCGAGUGGGUGUGGCUGCACUGGAGUGAAUACUUGAAGGCCCAUGAGGAGUUUGGGAUGUGGAUAGAGAAGAUGCACAGGGCUCUGGAGCCCCUGCUUGAGAUGCAGCUGGGUCUCAAAGAGAAGCUGUGGCAGGUGGAUCAUCUGCGGGUCCUUCACAGUGACAUUCAAUCCCAGGCUCAGUUUCUGAAGAGGCUCCUGGAUGAGGCUGCAGCCCUGUUCAACCGCACUGAAGAUCCUAGUGUAGAUGAGAAGGCUCAGCAGGGUCUUAAAGAUGCUUACAACCACAUUCAAGAACAAGCACAGGAAAGAUUAACAUUGGCACAAAAAAUAGCAGAGGAGCACCAGCAGUACCAAAGUUGCAUUGAUAAGUUUCAAAGCCGGCUGAUGUCUAAAACAGAAGAAGUCAGCCGUUUCAGCGACAUGGAGGAUACGACACAAAAUAGGCUGAAAGCCCUGCAGGAACUGGAUGCUAGUAUAGCCAAAGAAGAAUGCACUCUCCAGCACAUUGAAAAUUUGUCUGAAGCUGUGAAGGCCAACACGUCUCCAGCAGGUGCAGAGAAGAUCACAAAAGAGAUGGAGGAGUUGAGGCAGGCCUGGCAGAGGUUACGCCAAGUGCUGCUGGAGAUUCAAGAAGAGCUCCAGAGCUCACUGGACUCUGAAAGUGAGUAUUCAAACCGUUGUAAGGAGCUGUGGGUGGACCUGGAGCAGCUUCGUACCUUGGUCCAGAACCUCAGCAGUGAUCUGGAAAGCAGGGAUGGAGAGAGAACUAAGGAACACAUGGUAGCUCAAUGGAAGACGCACACGGGUGUGCGCAAUAAGCUCAUUGCAGAGGAGCCUAGGGUGGAACAGCUGAAAUCCCGGUUGAAAGAGCUAUUCCGAUUCCCACAAGAUUCCAAAAGCCUGUCUGAUGAGAUGCUAGCAGUGGUGAAAGAGUACCAGAGUGUGAAAGGCAGAUCUUUCAGGCUGUCCUCUGAGAGCGAGAUGGCUCUUCGGCAGAUACUGCAGGAUCCUCUGUAUGGCUUCAGCCAGUGGAGUCAGGUGGUUUCUCAGGUCCUGGAGGCCUCCGCUGAGUUGACAGAUUUCUCCCAAAUCGCUCUGCUCACGCAGCAUAUUGAGAAGUUACUUAAAAACAGUGUGCAGCUCCAGGAGCGCUUGAGUUUGCUCCAGGUGAAGAGUGAUCUGCUCAGCUCAGUUUUUGGCCAAGAAAAAGCUGAUGAUCUGUUGCAAGAGCUCAGAGGGGAUGUGAGGAAGAGAGAGUUACUCCACAGCAAUCUCCUAGAGUGCAAGAACCACCUGCAGGGUUUGAUAUCAAAGACAAAGGACUUUUCUGACGCCUAUGACUCCAUACACAAAAAACUGACCUCCAUAAAGGAGAGGUUCAUCAUGACGGAUGGACUUCAACCUGAUAUUCUUACCAAGAAGACCCAGGCCGACCAACUCAGGGUCAUUAGAAAGGACUUGGAAGAUUGUGAAGCCCAUAUCAUAGCUCUCGAGACACUGGUGUCAUCCAGCCCUGCAAACAGGACAAAGUUUGAGCGUCUGUAUGCGGACUGGAAAUUGCUUUAUAAGGCAGUUCGGAUGAAGGUGAAUGAAAGUGAGGAGAACAUUGCAGAACACGAGAGUUUCCAUGACAAUAUUCUGAAUAUGGAGAAGUGGUUAAUGAUCAUGAGACAGAAGCUAGAGUCGUUUCGCAGAUCAAAUGGGGAAUGGAGCAUCGAUAACCGCCAGCAUGAGGCUGAGAGAGCACUAGGAGAGUUUCCAGAGAAGGAGCUUCAACUUCAUCAGACAGAGGCUCAGGGUCAGACCGUGCUGGCCAGAACCUCUGAUGAAGGCAAAGUUCACAUCCAGCAAGACCUUAAACGCUUCAGAGAGACUUGGAUGUCCCUUCACACGCUUAGUCUCAAUCUUUACAGGCUUCUGAAUGGACAUGCUGCCACAGGCGACCAAGAUCCCCUAUUACAGAGAACCGAGUUCCUGGACAGAUGGGCAGAAGGGCAUCACCAGGGAAUGGAUUCAGACUUUGAAGUGGGACUUGCCAAAGGAGAUGAAGUAACAGGCCAGCAUCAGAGAUCCUGCCACGGGCCAGAAUCAACAGGUCACCUACAGCUGGAGAGAAACAUGGAAGCAAAACCAGAUCGAAGACCAGGAGGUUCAGAGGUCUGGAGAAGAGAGUGGAGUUACCAAGACCAGUCCAUGGAUGAUGAAGUGGAUGCAGUCAUAUCUGGAGGUGACCGUAAUGUGAACAGGAAGAGGAUUGGGAUGGACAAAGGUGACUUGCUCAGGAGCGGUGGUCAGACUGGGGAAUGGGUUGAACAACACAUACCUGGUUCUGGGAUCGAAGACCUUGAUAUAAAAGGUAGAUGCAGCUUUUUAAGUGGGACUGACUCUGAUGCACAGAAAAGGAUGCGGCAGUCACAGAUCCCCCAUGAUGACACUCAGAUGGGCUCUCAGGGGCCCCAACAUCUUGCUGAUAUGGAGGCCCAGAGGAGGGAGUUUGAAGCGUGGCUUCACAAGGAAAAUGACAAACUCACAGGAAUUCUGAACAACCAAAGAUCCUUGAGCGAUAAAGAACUGAGGAUAAGACAGAAUACACUCAAGGGUUUACAUGCCGGUGUAGCCUGGGGUCAGAGUCAGUUCCAGAAGUUGAUGGCCGGUCGGCAGAGUACGUCAGCGGAGGAGGACGUGGAACUAGAAGAGCUGCAUUACCGCUGGAUGUUAUACAAGUCCAAACUUAAAGAGGCUGGUGACCUCAGAGGUCUGCUGAAACACAAGGGUGUCAGUGGACAAGGACAGGAGCAUGUCCGAGCUGGAAAGGCGAACAGUGGUCUCGGCUUCCUGUACCGUGUAUGUCGCGUGGCUCUUCCUCUCCAGCUCCUGUUGUUGGCCAUGCUGCUGCUGGCCUUCCUGCUGCCCAUGAUGGACGAGGGCACCAGCUGUUCACUAUCCAACAACUUCGCCCGCUCCUUCAACAUCAUGCUCCGCUACGAUGGACCUCCGCCCACUUAAGCGCCAACAGCAGCUUUUUAAAAAAUACGGCAAUCUGCGCUUGUGUUUAUAUAACAAAUACUUAAAUUUUUUAUAAUUGUUCCGUUAAUGUUUGAAGUCAUUUUAUUCUUGGUUCUCAGCUGGUCUCGCUCCACCGUACACCCACCGGUGGACCCAGCAGAUCAGAAAGCGUGUGUGUGUGUGAGAGAGAGUGAAAGUGAGUGGGUGGAUGGAUGGCAUAGACACUCACAGCCUGCUCGACAUGAUUCAAGCUGUUCAUUUCUCUACAGGCGUUUGGAGAAGCCAGUGCAGCUUUUACAAAGAGCAAAACUCCCUUAAAGACAUCUACUCAGGAUCCAUCGCAAGUCCCUCAUAUUUUUAUGUUCGUUCUGUUGUUGCUAGUUACUAAAGUGAUAGUUCACCAAAAAGAGAUGUUCUGCCAUCAUUUACUCAACCUCAUGUUGUUCCAAACAUGUUUGAUUCACUUUCUUAUGUGUAACACAUUUUUUUGUUCAUACAAUGAAAGUCAAUGGGGUCCAGUGUU